AUGGCGUACACCAUGACUCCCACGCCGGCGGGGCCCAUUGGCUCCCAGUACUGCGUCUGCAAAGUCGAGUUAUCUGUCUGCGGCCAAAACCUUCUGGACAGGGACGUCACUUCCAAAUCCGACCCCUUCUGCGUCCUCUUCAUGGAAGUCAACGGGAAGUGGGUGGAGCUCGACAGGACAGAGACAGCCGUGAACAACCUCAACCCAGCUUUCGCCAAGAAGUUCAUUGUCGACUACCACUUUGAAGAAGUGCAGAAGCUCAAGUUUGCCCUGUUUGACCAGGACAAGUCAAGCACGCAGCUGUAUGAGCAUGACUUCCUGGGUGAAUUCUCCUGCACGCUGGGCAUGAUCGUCUCCAGCAAGAAAAUAACAAGGACUCUCCUUUUGGGGAAUGGCAAGCCAGCUGGGAAAGGGAUGAUAACGAUAGCUGCCCAAGAGCUCUCGGAUAACAGGGUGAUUACUCUGAGCAUGGCCGGCAGAAAACUGGAUAAAAAGGACCUGUUUGGAAAGUCAGACCCCUUCUUGGAGUUUUAUAAACCAGGUGACGAUGGGAAAUGGAUGCUGGUCCACAGAACAGAGGUGAUCAAGUACACGCUGGACCCCGUCUGGAAGCCGUUCACUGUGCCUUUGGUGUCACUGUGUGACGGAGAUGUGGAGAAGCUGAUAAAGGUGAUGUGUUACGACUACGACAGUGAUGGGGGACACGACUUCAUUGGGGAGUUUCAGACCUCGGUGGCCAGGAUGUGUGAAGCCCAAGAUGCCUUUCCGCUCGAGCUAGAAUGCAUUAACCCCAAAAAGCAAAAGAAGAAAAAGAAUUACAAGAACUCUGGGAUCAUCAUUGUCAAGUCCUGCAAAAUAACCAGAGAUUUCUCCUUCCUGGACUACAUCCUGGGAGGCUGCCAGCUCAUGUUUACCGUCGGGAUUGACUUCACAGCCUCCAAUGGGAACCCGCGAGACCCCUCCUCUUUGCACUAUAUCAACCCCAUGGGGACAAACGAGUACUUGUCGGCUAUCUGGGCUGUCGGCCAGAUCAUCCAGGACUAUGACUCAGACAAGAUGUUUCCUGCCCUGGGAUUUGGCGCCCAGCUCCCGCCGGACUGGAAGGUAUCCCACGAGUUUGCCAUUAACUUCAAUCCCACAAACCCGUUCUGUUCAGGUGUGGAGGGCAUUGUCCAAGCAUACUCGGCCUGCCUGCCCCACAUCCGCUUCUACGGACCCACCAACUUCUCCCCCAUCAUCAACCACGUGGCCCGCUUUGCAGCUCAGGCCACCCAACAGGAAGCUGCAUCCCAAUACUUCAUCCUCCUCAUCAUCACGGACGGGGUGAUCAGCGACAUGGACGAGACGAGACACGCCGUGGUGCAGGCGUCCAAGCUGCCCAUGUCCAUCAUCAUUGUCGGGGUGGGCAACGCCGACUUCGCCGCCAUGGAGUUCUUGGACGGGGACAGCCGGGUGUUGCGCUCCUACACCGGCGAGGAGGCCGUGCGCGACAUCGUCCAGUUCGUGCCCUUCCGGGAUUUCCGCAACGCCCCCAAGGAGACCCUGGCCAAAGCUGUUCUGGCAGAGCUGCCCCAGCAAGUCGUGCAGUACUUCAAGCACCAAAACCUGCCGCCCAUCAACUCGGAGCCCGCGUAGAGCUGUGCCAGGCUGCACCCUCUGCAUGUUGCCGAAGCCCGUUGGUCCUACCGGAAGCGCAUGUUCCACAUGCUUUUAAGAGAAGAAUACCCUCCCCGAAACACUUUGUACUUCUUAAUUUAAUUGCUAAGUUCUUAAAACUCAUCCCAGAGAAGCGUCUGGAUUCAUUUUGUACAGUCCCAGCCCGAGGUAACACUAAGCGGCCGGGCCAUGCCCUGGUGCUGCUCUGUUGAGUCACUUUUCAGUAUUGAAUGUACUUUGUAUAAUUUCAGUGGAACA
This is a messenger RNA of Gavia stellata (red-throated loon), 1914 nucleotides long. RefSeq names its product copine 2 (gene CPNE2). Gene Ontology annotation, molecular function: calcium-dependent phospholipid binding. Gene Ontology annotation, cellular component: plasma membrane. Bases 1 to 1635 code for a protein of 544 amino acids. Gene Ontology annotation, biological process: cellular response to calcium ion. The record is from RefSeq and is a predicted model, not a curated record. NCBI's taxonomy places the organism in Eukaryota, Metazoa, Chordata, Aves, Gaviiformes, Gaviidae. The transcript is spliced from 15 exons.